Messenger RNA from Brassicogethes aeneus, 639 nucleotides. The record is from the annotation of a GenBank genome assembly. NCBI's taxonomy places the organism in Eukaryota, Metazoa, Arthropoda, Insecta, Coleoptera, Nitidulidae.
AUGGAGCGACCGAAAAUGUUGCGCGUCGAGCUGCCAGAAACCGAUAUGUUUGCCAAUUUGGUCAAGUUUUUUCGUAUGUCCAGCGACGAAUUCGACGAAAGUCGAUACGAGAAAUUGUUGAGACGCGCUCGAUCAGAAGAUUUAAGCGAAGUGUCGGGAAUCGGAUGUCUGUACCAGAGCGGAGUUGACAGGUUGGGACGUCCGGUCGUCGUUUUUAUCGGGAAAUGGUUUCCCUUCAACAAAGUCAAUUUGGAUAAGGCGCUCUUGUAUUUAAUUGAUUUGCUCGACCCUAUCGUACGUGGGGAUUACGUAAUUGCAUACUUCCAUACACUGACAACAAGUCAAAAUUAUCCCACAUUUGCAUGGCUCAAGGAAGUUUACAAUGUUCUACCGUACAAGUACAAGAAAAACUUAAAGGCUUUUUAUGUUAUUCACCCUACAUUCUGGACCAAGAUGAUGACCUGGUGGUUUACCACGUUCAUGGCACCUGCCAUUAAGCAAAAAGUGCACAACCUAGCAGGAGUGGAAUUCUUGUACUCUGUCAUGGCUCCGGAUCAGCUCGAAAUUCCAGCUUUUAUUACUGAAUAUGACAUGACUAUAAACGGAUUUAGAUACUUCCAACCGGCAGCGCCCACCUAG